Messenger RNA from Fundulus heteroclitus (mummichog), 7901 nucleotides. It is a transcript of the gene ptprt, whose product is annotated as protein tyrosine phosphatase receptor type T. Gene Ontology annotation, molecular function: protein tyrosine phosphatase activity; protein binding. NCBI's taxonomy places the organism in Eukaryota, Metazoa, Chordata, Actinopteri, Cyprinodontiformes, Fundulidae. Gene Ontology annotation, cellular component: membrane. The record is from RefSeq and is a predicted model, not a curated record. Gene Ontology annotation, biological process: protein dephosphorylation.
UCCCCGUUCCUCUCCAACUCCUCGUCAGUGUGUCAGAGACCGCCUGAGCGCGCACACACGCACGCUGCCAUCCCCUGUCCUCCUCUACCUCACUCUUCCUCACGCACACCUAAACACGCAGUUCCACACAAACACUUCUUGUCGGACCCGGGAGGAGAGGAGUGAAAGAGAAGAAGUGUGAACUCCAACUUGUCCGAUUCUUGCGUUCACCAAUGCGCGGAUUUUAUUCUGUUUCCCGCAGACGUUGUCGGAAAGCCACCAUCAGGACCAGACUGGAGUAUGUAAAGUAAUCUUUUUCAGGACAGUGCAGCGCAAAACGAGAACAGAAAGAGGAGAAGAGAUGGAUGAACGGAGUAAUUGUCGCGCUUUGCCGACAGCUUUACUCUGCUUGGUACUUUUGGGAUAUACUGAAGGACAGUUCUUCCCAGGCGGCUGCACAUUCGAGGAGUCUUACAGCAGCUGUGGGUACAGCGUGUCUUUGGGGACCAACGGAUUUACCUGGGAACAGGUCAACUCCUGGGAAAAACCCACCAUGGACCCUGCCCUGCCUACCGGUUCCUUUAUGGUUGUGAAUGCUUCAGGUCGUGCGUCCGGACAGAAGGCUCACCUGUACAUGCCCACCCUGAAGGAGAACGACACCCACUGCAUCGACUUCCUGUACUCCCUGUCCAGUCGGGACGGAGCGAGCCCGGGGACGCUAAACGUCUACAUCAAGGUAAACGGAGGCGCUCAAGGUAACCCCGUUUGGAACGCCUCGGAUACGGUCACUGAAGGCUGGGUGAAGGCUGAGCUGGCCAUUUCCACAUUCUGGCCCAACUCCUAUCAGGUAAUAUUCGAGGCCGUUUCAGUCCAAGGCCAUCCGGGUUUCAUCGCCAUCGAUGACAUACGAGUUCUGGCUCACCCCUGCCGUAAAGCUCCUCAUUUCUUGCGGCUGCAGAACGUGGAGGUGAACGUGGGGCAAAACGCUACGUUUCAGUGUACUGCCGGAGGGAAGUGGUCUCAGCAUGAUAAACUCUGGCUGCAGCAGUGGAACGGGAAGGACACGGCGCUGAUGGUGACCAGGGUGGUCAACCACCGACGCUUCUCUGCCACGGUGAGCGUGGGCGACACGUCGCAGCGCAGCACCAGCCGCUAUCGCUGCGUCAUCCGCUCCGACGGCGGGUCGGGAGUCUCCAACUACGCCGACCUGAUCGUUAAAGCCCCGCCCACUCCCAUCGCUCCCCCGGAGCUUCUCGCCGUUGGCGCCACCUACCUGUGGAUCAAGCCCAACGCCAACAGCAUCAUCGGAGAUGGGCCGAUCAUCCUGAAGGAGGUGGAGUACCGCACCACCACCGGAAACUGGGCAGAGACCCAUGUGGUUGACGCCCCCACCUACAAGUUAUGGCACCUGGACCCGGACGUGGAGUACGAGAUCAAGGUCCUGCUGUCCAGGCCGGGAGAAGGAGGGACGGGCCCACCGGGGCCUCCACUCAUAACCAGAACCAAAUGUGCAGUGCCCGGCUCGGUGCCGAUGGAAUCGCUGCAGAAUACUCCGUAUGAGGAGAAGAUCUUCAUGCAGUGGAAAGCUCCCAACGAGACCAACGGAGUCAUCACGCUGUAUGAGAUCACGUACAAGGCCCUGAGCUCCCUGGAUCCCAGCGCUGACCUGACUACCCAGAGGGGACGAGUGUUCAAGUUGAGGAAUGAGACCCAUCACCUGUUUGUCAGCCUUUACCCUGGAACCACCUACUUCUUCACCCUUAAAGCCUCCACCAACAAGGGCUUCGGACCGCCGGUCACCACCCGCAUAACCACAAAGAUAGCAGCUCCCAUGAUGCCUGAGUACGAAUCAGAAACUGCGCUCAAUGAGACGGAGACAACCAUCACCAUCCUGUUGAAGCCUGCCCAGUCCAGAGGAGCUCCAAUCAGCUCCUACCAGCUCGUUGUGAAGGAAGAGCGCAAGUCUAAAACUCGCCGCGCUGCCUCUGAAGCCCCGGAGUGUUUUUCUGCCCCUUUCAGCUUCCGUAACGCCUCCAUCCUGAACUCUGCGUACUACUUCGCCGCCGACCUGCCCCCCUCCAGCCUCACGGUGGUCCAGCCAUUCACAGUGGGGGACAAUAAGAGCUACGGCGGCUUCUGGAACCCUCCGCUCUCCCCUGCCAAGAGCUACAGCAUCUACUUCCAGGCUCUGAGCAGAGCCAACGGGGAAACCAAAAUCAACUGCGUCCGUCUGGCUCGCAAAGUGGUAAUAGGUAGGGGACAAAUAACAACGCCGUACAUUCUAGUCAUCCCAAGCGAAGGCGCAUCCACCCAAGAUUCAGACGCCAUGGAGCCGGAGAAGCAGGUCGAUGGCACGGUGAAAAUGGCUGGCGUGAUUGCAGGGAUCCUCAUGUUCAUCAUCAUCCUCCUUGGAGUCAUCCUCACCUUCAAGCGCAGAGAGAUUCACACAUGGAGAACUCUGAGCGUGGGAAGACAUGCUUAUUCCUACUCUUAUUACCUGAAGUUGGCCAAAAAGCAGAAGGAAACUGCGAGUAGCUCAACCCAGCAGAGGGAGAUGGGUCCGGUCACCACAGCCGACAAAAGCACCACUAAAGUGAGCACGCUGCACAAAGACGACCCCUUCUCCACCUCCAGCCCGGACCUCAAUGGAUUCACCUCCCCCUCCCCCUGCUCCUUCUCUGUGCAGGGAAGCAAGACGCUGCAGAGCAAAUCCUUGCUGAAUUCCUACUACUCAGUAUCCAAAGAGCCUGUUCCCGCCACAACUUCCAUAGAUGGUAGCCAGCCGUCUCUUGCCCAGCCAUCCUUGACAAUGCAGAGUUUUCCUUAUGGAGGCUGUGAGUCUGUGGAGCUCUCCUAUCAGAGUGGUCAGUUCCAGGCCGGCCAGUUUCAGCCAGCCAUCAGAGUUGCAGAUCUCCUGCAGCACAUCACACAGAUGAAAUGUGGACAGGGAUAUGGUUUUAAGGAGGAAUAUGAGGCCCUGGCGGAGGGACAGACAGCGCCAUGGGAGACGGCCAAGAAGGACGAGAAUCGCAACAAGAACCGCUACGGCAACAUCAUCGCAUAUCCCACAGACGAUCACACCAGAGUCCGACUGCAGCUGCUGGAUGGAGACCCCCACUCCGACUACAUCAACGCCAACUACAUUGAUGGGUAUCACAGGCCCAGACAUUACAUCGCAACACAAGGACCCAUGCAGGAAACAGUCAGGGAUUUCUGGAGGAUGGUUUGGCAGGAGAAUUCGGCCUCUAUCGUCAUGGUUACAAAUCUGGUGGAGGUGGGAAGGGUGAAAUGUGUCCGUUACUGGCCUGAUGAGACGGAGGUAUAUGGAGACAUCAAGGUGACCCUGAUUGAAACAGAGCCCCUGGCUGAAUAUGUCAUCCGGACAUUCACUGUCCAAAAGAAGGGCCAUCAUGAGAUCCGUGAACUUCGUCAGUUCCACUUCACCAGCUGGCCGGAUCACGGCGUUCCCUGCUACGCCACGGGACUGCUGGGCUUCAUACGGCAGGUCAAGUUCCUCAAUCCACCGGACGCCGGACCCAUAGCGGUGCACUGCAGCGCCGGUGCAGGGAGGACAGGUUGUUUCAUCGCUGUGGACAUCAUGCUGGACAUGGCAGAGAAUGAAGGAGUGGUGGACAUCUUUAACUGCAUCCGUGAGCUGAGGUCCCAACGAGUCAACAUGGUCCAGACGGAGGAGCAGUAUGUGUUUGUUCACGAUGCCAUCUUGGAAGCGUGUCUCUGUGGGAAUACGGCGAUUCCGGUGUGCGAGUUCAGAGCAGUGUACUACAACAUCAGCAGACUGGAUCCCCAGACCAACUCCAGCCAGAUUAAAGACGAGUUCCAGACGCUGAAUAUAGUGACGCCUAGAGUUCGCCCAGAGGACUGCAGUGUGGGUUUAUUACCCCGGAACCAUGACAAGAAUCGCAGUAUGGACGUUCUGUCUGCUGACCGAUGCCUGCCUUUUCUUAUAUCCGUGGACGGAGAGAGCUCCAACUACAUCAACGCUGCAUUAAUGGACAGUCACAAACAGCCAGCAGCCUUCAUCGUCACCCAGCAUCCUUUGCCAAACACCAUGGGCGACUUCUGGAGGCUGGUGUUUGACUACAACUGCUCCUCUAUCGUCAUGCUCAAUGAGAUGGAUGCAGCUCAGCUAUGUAUGCAGUACUGGCCCGAGAAGAACUCGUGCUGCUACGGUCCGAUUCAAGUGGAGUUCAUAUCAGCGGACAUAGACGAAGACAUCAUCAACCGAAUCUUCAGGAUCUGCAACAUGGCUCGGCCACAGGAUGGUUACCGCCUGGUGCAGCACUUUCAGUUCAUCGGCUGGCCCGCCUACAGGGACACGCCUCUUUCUAAGCGCUCCAUCCUCCAGUUGGUCAGGAGGUUGGCCAAGUGGCAGGAACAGUACGACGGAGGAGACGGGAGGACUGUGGUGCAUUGCCUAACUGGUGGGGGCCGUUCUGGAACGUUUUGUGCCAUCUGUAGCAUCAACGAGAUGAUCCAGCAGCAGAACAUUGUGGAUGUUUUCCACACCGUCAAGACACUGAGGAACAACAAGACAAACAUGGUGGAGACGAUGGAACAGUACAAGUUCUGCUACGAAGUGGCUCUAGAGGCUCUGAACUCCUUCUGAUGUGACGGAGGGCCAACGAGUCUUUGCUGCUGACGCUGCCUGUCUUUCUCAGAGCAACACUGAGACACACAAAGUGCAAAAAUGGCUUCAUGUUGAGCUGAACUCAACCUAAGAGUGUCUGUGUGCAUCGUUUGGUGGGCCUGUGACCUGUACAGAGGACGGAGAAAAAAAAUAACCAUGCACACAUAGUUUUGUGUGUGCGUUUGCUUCAGCGAGACAUUGAACUUUACAUGCUUGUAAAAAGAGAAAUUAUGUCCAAAAGAAGUUAAUAAGAUGUUUAAAAAAAAAGCCAAUUUUUUUUUGCUUUGUUUCCUCUCUCUUCUCUGCCAGGCUGUGAUGUGACUAAUGUACAGUAUUUCCUUUUUAGAUAUAUUCUACGCCUUGAAUGUUGUCUCCCUCUGAAGGCUCGAAGCACACUGGAAGAUUUUACACAACUAAAAACAGGUUUGAACAAAUAUAAUCUUCAAACUGCACCGAAGCUAAACCUACUAGGAAUUUUCUAUAGGAUAUUUGUACUUUGACCGAGACAAACUGUUAGAAAUGCAACAAAAAUAAAGUUGCAAAUCUCAAAGAAUUGCCAGUCCAGAUCAGAAGAGCAGGAGAACGUGGAUAAAACCGUCCUACCUUUGAAGGCCAAAGUAACUCUGACACCUUUCUCUGUCUGGAGCUGGGAAAUGAUGAAAAGUGAGUCUUCCAGUGUGCAUCCUCUGUUUCUGUAAAUAAGACAAGACAACCACAGUCAAACAAACAAACACCAGAACAGGAUUAUUUCCAAACACUGCAGCUCCAGAAGCUGUUUGUCAUUUUCAAUAAUUUAUAAUUUGGUGCAUUUUCUUGCAGCAAAGUGUACACCUGUACAUGUUGUGUGAAAAAAAGAAAGAUUUUUGUAUUUUGCAUUUUGCUUUUCUGGCCGCUGGUCCCAACAUUCUGAGCAGCUCCUGGGACAGAACCCAGGAUGUUAGAUUGUUAUUUUCGGUAAAAAACUAAGAUAGUAUCUUUUUUUUUUUUAAAGAACAUUGAAAUCCAAACCAUGUCUCCAUCCAACUCUUUCAGUGAUGUGUUUUUGCAUGUGUGGUCCUAUGAGCUUGGCUGGGCAAUAUUAGGGUGUGGAAAGGUGUAAAUAUGGAAAAGGUUAACCCUUUUCCCACUAUUUUUGCAAUGAGAGAUGGAUAUGAUCCGUUUGUUGAGGUACGUCCUCACCAGGUUUGAUCAGAAAUCAAUUUACUCUGUUAAGUGUCCUUGAUUUCCAUCCAACUACUAAGCCAUGCCCUAAGGUUUCAUUUUUGACUGUUUGCUUGUGUUUUAAAUCGUUAAAAUUAUGAAAAAUAUUGUUCAGAUUUAUUUUUCCUCUGUGAACAAUCACUGAGACAUCUGAGGAGAGCAGGUUUAAAAAUGAUCAGACGGGCAGAGAGGUAUUUUAGCCUGCAGUGUCAGAGAGCCCACAUGGGGAGGUGGUGGACCUAAUGAUAAUUUUUCAGCUGGCCUCAUCUGCUACCUCCCACUUAGUCAUGGGAGAGUGAAAGUACACCCUGUUUCUGUUCUAAGAUUUCACAAACCAGACAUAAAAAAAAUUAUCGUGUCUGUUCCAGGUUCUAAGAUCAUUGAAACAUACACACAAAUAUGUAAUAGUCACCAAAUGAUCAUAAUUUAUUCCACAAGAAUGAAGCAAAAUGGGUUCACUACCCUGAGGUCUGCUGUGCACUGGUCAGAGACAUUAGGAACAACCCAAGAGCUCAUCUCCAAUUUAUUUGUAAUUUGUGUUCUCCUUUAAAUUUCACAUGUGAAAUUAUUAGAAAUUAAGCAGCAGAUUUCCCAUUUAAACUCAUUACUUUAGAUGCAUUUCCAUGUUAUUUAAUCACAUUUGUUUUGGAGAGUAUGGGCGUGGCCAGGUGUUGGUUGUUCCUUUAGUGGACAGGUGGUGGAGCCUGUUUGUGGAAGUGGAAGCUGGCCUGGGCGUGGCCCCAAACAGUCUUUUGAAAGUCUCCUGUGGAUGUGAACCUUUUUUAAAACAUUGACCUGAAUGUGGAUUACCACAAAACCAUCUUUAACCUGGACCUCGUUAGAUGCACCAACAACCUGCCAUGUAAGUCUGGACGUUUCUUUUUUCUAAACCACUGGAGGACACACGUCAAGCUAAAGCUAAGAUCCAGGCUGCUCUAUGUGGCAACCGUUCAAGUUUGCCAUUAAAUUAUUAUUAAAAAAACAAACGCUUCCUACCAAUGAUGAUUUGGGCUUGUUUGGAACCCACAGGACAUCUGCACCCUGUAGUUAUUGAUUUGAAUGUUAACUACCAGCUCCAUGUACCAAAGUAUUCUAGAGUCAAACGAAAGCUCAUCUGUCUGACAGCUGAAAUGGGGUCACUAUAAGGACCAUGAUUUUUGUUGCUGCAAGACUUUGACUUCAUUAAAAUACUGUGAUGGUACCUUUUUAGAAACCUUUCACAAAAACAAAUGUCUGAAAAACAUAAACGUGCAACAAAAAAUGGCUCAAAAUUUCUUCACAAGACUGAGACUGCUGAAAGUUGCUGCUACUUGGGGUUUAUUCUACCAUCAGGAUGGGGAUCCCUGUGCAUCAAGGAGAACUGCAAAUGCUAAAAUAACUGUGAGGAGUUUGUUGGGUGUUGUCGUACACUUGUGCAUUUAAAUAUUUUUGGAACCGGGUUUAGACCAGAUUCUUUUUUAUUUCUAAUAUUCUGAAGUGUAAAACACAAAGACUGAAACAGAGCUUUCCCUCCUUUUACCGUAACUUUAAGUCUUUUUUUUUAGAGCCAUCAAACACAUGAUUCACUCCCUUGUUAAUCAAAUGUCUCUUAUUUGAGAAUGAUUUAUGAAGGAAAAUGUAUCCAUGAUCACUGGAAGAAGCAGAAAACUUGGCACGUGUAAAAGAACAUGACAAACUGUUCAGUCUGUUUUCAUGUUCUGUUUUUUUUUUUUUUUACCCCACCUGAGUCCAGUCGGACUUAUAAUGGACCUAUUGAGACAAAGACCAUGACAGUUCUAUACUGCAGACAGACUGAAUGCCAGAAAUCUUCAUUUCCUUUCAUUUUUACAGAGGCUUUACUGAUUUCAUUUUAUGUGCUUGGUUCAUGGCUUUUAACCUGUACUAUAUUUGAUUUCUGAUCCAUUCAUUGUGCAGUUUUGUCCUGAAUUUGUACAUUUCUUUUGUAAAAUUCUUACUCUGAUGAUUAUUUGUCAAGCAAAGUGCUGUUUAGAUCUGGCAAGGCCAUUUUCAUCGGUUGUUUAGUUGUUUGAAAUGUGGUUAACAGUAAAUAAAGGGACCAAAACAUUGAAAUGAA